ACAGAAUAGUCGUCGCUCUCUUGUGCUGUGACCGUGACAUUAUUGUUCUCUUGACAGUGGAUAUUACGAGGGGACAUAAUUUACAACUCUAGAACUAGAUCUAUAUUGACUAUAUAUAGAUAUAUAAUACAAUUAUAAUUUUAGUCCACUAACAAUCGAUCUUGAUAAAUAUCGAUCUCUGAUAUAGGCAUCAUAUAGCUCAGGUCAAGACAGUCUAGUCUAGAUCUAUAAUAAUCUAGAUCUAGAGAAUCUAGAUCUUGAUCUUAAUUUCUUACAGUUAAAAAUGUGUGCAUGUUUUUCUUUACAUGGCACUGUGACUGUUGUGGCUUUGAUUGUUCUGUCGAUGUGCAUAUUUUGCAAAGCUGAUAUUGAAAAUUAUGACAAUACAGAACGUGUAGAAACCAUUGAAGACUACAUUUGCACUCAGAGAUUUAAAGGAUGUAAAGUCAACUACAAAGAGCGUUCAUGCAUUGAAGAAGAAUUUGUGGGAUGUGAAAAUCCAUUUCCAUACAAAACUAAGAGAGAAUGUCUCAGAGAUUUUCGUGGUCAUGGCAACAUUUGUGAGUAUCGUAAACCCUGCAGAAAUAACGGCACUUGUUCACCAAUUACUACCGCCAAUCAUGUUCGAACAUUCAAAUGUGAGUGUGCUGCCACGGGUUACUAUGGUGACAGGUGUGAACAUAAAUGUCCAAAAGAUUUGUCAGCUAAGGAGCCUAAAAUGUUGGCCUGUUUACAAAUAUGAGAUCUUCCUUGACUACACAAGUACCUUACAGAAGAAGGCUACUCACUUGUGAUUGGAUAUGCCUGCUGUACCAAGGCUCACAUAGACUGGAUAUUUAUAUAGCCUAAUAUUAUGUUACUGACAAUUAUCUAAGUAUUGCAUGUCCUGUACAAGCCUCAAUGACUAAGAUAAUUAAAGAUAUUCAUGAUUAUAAGAUAAGUAGAAUGCAAUGAAAAUCAAAGAUGCCGGUAUUAAAACAAGAAAAAGUAGGCAACUGUAUAGCUUACUUAUCUACUAUCCAUAAUGUUUGUAGAUUCUAAAGUUAGAAAGUGUCUUUUUUUAAUGACACAUUGCCUGUCAAUUCUGUUUAGUUUAAUCUUUUUUUUUAAAUAUAGUGCCUAUCACCUUAAGUGAUGGUCAAGCUCAACAGAUAUUAUUGUAAGCAGCUAUUUUUUCUGGGUAUUAUUCAACCACAGAAGCUGUGAGGGAGAUCUGAAAUCCAUUGCUUACUUGUCUAGCAGAAAGAUUUCCAUCCAUUUAGUGAUAAAAGAUUAAGUGUACACAACUUUUAGUAGUCACCACAUAACACUUACAUUUUGAUGCUCAAGACAAUACUGUUCAUGAAUGGUUUAGUUUUCUUUAUACUGAGAGUGUCCAAGAAAGAUAAGGUCAAAGGUUAAUUGGAGUUGUUUUUUUAUGCUGUGACAGUGUUAAAUUUCCCUUGUGUUUUUGUAUGAGUUUAAAGACAUUAACCAUAUUUUUUGUUUUACAAAUGUAGGAAGAACACGUUAAUAAACUUUGUCUUUGAAUUUGAAAUUGUAAAACACUUAGAGAUAAAACUUACAAUGUUUUGUUUUUUAAUUUAAAUUUACUUUGUUUAAUUUCUAACUGAAAGUCAACAGUCAAAGAUUUCUUUGAGGUAUAUUUGUUAAUGACCAUAGGCAUUAAAGAGAGUUGACACAGCUAACUGUACUUUUCAACAAGAUAAUGUCUUAAAGAAAUUAAGAGCUUUUGGUGGAGUUCUGUGGUUGAAUAACAUAAGUAAAGUUAAUCAAUCACAGGAGGCCAUCAAAAAUAUAAAAUGCUAAAAAAAUAUUAAAGAUUAAAUUAAAAUUUUGAGAUUACAUAUUCUUUAUGUAGAAUCUUUUUUGAACAAAGUUUACUAGUAUAUUGUAUUUAGACCUAGGAAAAAAUGAUAACUGGAUAUAUUUCAAACCACUUGCUUGAAUUUAACUUGUUACUAUUACUUUUUAAUAUCUGCAAUAUCAACUGUAGUUUUCUUGGAAGAGUUCUAUAUGAAAAUGUUACUUCUGAACACUGCUGUAUUACUAGAUUUUAUUCAAUUAUGUUUUGUAAAUGAAAUAUUGUACAAUGGCAUGUUUGUUUGUAUUAUAGAAUUAAGUUUUUUAUAGCUAUAUAUUAAAAACAUCUUAAAUUUAUUGUAGUUUCUGCACUGAAUAAUUUUAAAAACUUUUGGAUAAUUUUUAUACUAAUUUUGUUAUGUUUGUAUAUUUGUAGAAUCUGAAUAUCAUAUUAAUGGCAUUUAUUUACUUAUAUAAUAGUUUUUAUAGUCAUUUACAGACUUCAGUGGAGAUUCAUUGUACAUUGAACCUUGUUAGUAGUGUCACUGUUAUUAAGUUUACAUCAAGUAUUUAAGUAUAGUUCUGGGUGUUCACUACAUUGUUCAUUAAACGAUGACCUUGCAGAGUUUUAUACCAUGUGAACCGAUUGAUCAGCAUGCUGAUUAGCUUUUAAAAUACGGUUUUGACAGAAUGAAUAUCUGUUGUAAGAGGUUUAGGGUAUACAACUCUAGCAGUAAUAUCUUUGACAAUAAAAUAUUCUGAUCAAGUUUAUAUUUUUGGAACACAAUAUGCAAAUGUGUUAAAUGUACAUUUUUUUUUUUAUUUUAAGAAUAACAACUGAUAUUUAGUUUUAUCCCUUUGUAUCUUUCUACAGUAGAUAUAUUGUCAUUAUAUAUUAUUUUAAAUUCUUGGCAGUAUAACUUCUAAUUGAAUUGUCUCCCUUUCAAAAUCAAAUGUAUAAAUGAAAUUUUGUUGAUUCUACACAAUCUUAUACUACUAAAAGUAAUAUCAGGACCACCAAUAAACAUUCAUUUAAGCAGCAGAGUUUCAGUUGUAUUGUGACAUUCCAAAAAGUUGAUUGUUAACUUUAAAUAAGCUGUGCCUCUUAUACAUUGAUUUUAUUGACUCAUUUUUAUAUUUAUGUAUACCUUGUAAUAAAGUGACCUUCAUUUUACAAUAUUAGAA
This is a messenger RNA of Biomphalaria glabrata, 2988 nucleotides long. RefSeq lists its product as uncharacterized. The coding region runs from base 284 to 742 and encodes 152 amino acids. The record is from RefSeq and is a predicted model, not a curated record. The transcript has 4 exons. NCBI's taxonomy places the organism in Eukaryota, Metazoa, Mollusca, Gastropoda, Planorbidae.